UGGCGCUUAAAACAGCAUUAACUAUAAGCGAAAUACGGGAGUUAGCUAUCUAUAUAUCUUAUAUUUUAUAUCAUCUGUAGCAUUGGGAAGUUUAACAGAUGUCAGAUCGCGGUCCAACGCAAUUAGUCGUUUGAUCAGGUUUAAUUUCAGAAUCUAGAAAACCUAAUAAAACAAGAUAACGUAAAUAUGUCAGACCCAGAAUUAGAAUCACUACGACAGCAACGGUUGAUGCAGUUGCAAUCUCAAUAUAAGGGUAACAAUGUCGAUAAUAAACAAGCAAUGGAAGAAAGAAUGCAACGUAUGGAAGAGAUGAAACAUACUAUAUUGGCUCAAGUAUUAGAUCAGUCAGCUAGAGCGAGAUUGAAUACGCUUUGUCUUGGAAAGCCAGAGAAAGGAAGAAUGGUAGAAGAAAUGAUUUUAAACAUGGCAAAAAAUCAACAACUACCUGGGAAGCUUGGAGAGGAACAGUUGAUCACUUUACUUGAGAGUUUAAAUCAACAAACGCAAAGAAAAACAACUGUCAAAUUUGAUAGAAGAAGAGCAGCUUUGGACUCAGAUGAUGAUAUGGACUUGUAGCAAAUGUACAAAUUUUAUAUCUAAAAUGUUACUUUAAUCAACAAAAUUUUGUCUUUGAUUUGUGUGCACAGUUGAAGGUAACCUUUUUCAUAUGUACUUUUAUGUUUAGUUGUAUUUUACUUUUAUGCUAUAAAAAUAAAAGUUAUUAAUGCCAA
Molecule: messenger RNA, 731 nt
Organism: Cataglyphis hispanica
Lineage: Eukaryota; Metazoa; Arthropoda; Insecta; Hymenoptera; Formicidae
Gene: PDCD-5
Product: programmed cell death protein 5
Exons: 4
Coding region: 187-576 (129 amino acids)
Cellular component (GO): cytosol; nucleus
Molecular function (GO): DNA binding
Source: RefSeq, a predicted model, not a curated record